Messenger RNA from Gastrolobium bilobum, 1438 nucleotides. Its product is annotated as transcription factor bHLH63-like. NCBI's taxonomy places the organism in Eukaryota, Viridiplantae, Streptophyta, Magnoliopsida, Fabales, Fabaceae. The record is from RefSeq and is a predicted model, not a curated record. Gene Ontology annotation, molecular function: DNA-binding transcription factor activity; protein dimerization activity. Gene Ontology annotation, cellular component: nucleus. Gene Ontology annotation, biological process: regulation of DNA-templated transcription. The transcript has 7 exons. The coding region runs from base 199 to 1389 and encodes 396 amino acids.
GUGUUGGGGCAUGAGGGUUUACUCAACUGACCCUACUUUGCUUUGCUCUAAAGUCUAAAGUAUUAUAGUGCCUUUUGAAACGCUAGCUAGCUCCUUUCUGCAAACCGAGCCUAGCCACAUAUUGUUUGAACAAGAAGCUAAGGCUAGCUAGGCUAUAACUAUUAUUAUUACCUGAUUCGUAAUUAUUAAUAACAAAACAUGUUGCACUGUCUGAACACUUCGGGAAAUCUAGAUGGGAGCGGCUCCGACAUGACAGUGAUGGAAAGGCAAAGGGCAAGGAUGAAGUGGCAACAAGAACGAGGAUACUUCUCUGCAACUAUGUUCUCUUCUAAUUCUCAGGAUUCUGAGGGGUCCAUCAUGAUCGCUGCUGAUUCCGCUUCUUCACUUGCUCAGGUUGUGGCUCAGGCUCACUCAAUGAAGCCUGACCCAAUAUUCCACAACUUUGAGGCUGGCUUUGAUGUCAAUUCUGCAAUUUCAAGGACUUAUAGCUGUCCUCCUUCUCUGGCAGAACCCAAAGGCACAGACUUGUCAAUUGGGAAAGACAGUUCUAAGAAGAGGAAAACUGACAAGGCUCAGAAUCCCAAGGUUGUUGCAGAAAAUGAUAACAAAGACAAGAGGAUCAAGGUAGGUGGUGCUGACGAUGGGGAAUCCAAAAUCACAGGCAAGACCAGCACAAAGAAUAACACAACAACCGCAGAUAGCAACAACAACAACAGAGAAACUUGUGGAGAACAUUCAAAUUCAAAAGCUUCCGAGGUUGAAAAGCCUGACUAUAUUCAUGUCCGAGCACGUCGUGGCCAAGCCACUGAUAGCCAUAGCUUAGCUGAAAGAGUUAGAAGGGAAAAAAUUAGCGAGAGAAUGAAGUAUUUACAAGAUUUAGUACCCGGUUGCAACAAAAUUACAGGAAAAGCUGGAAUGCUUGAUGAAAUCAUCAAUUAUGUUCAGUCUCUUCAAAGACAAGUUGAGUUCUUGUCAAUGAAAUUAGCUGCUGUGAACCCGAGGCUUGACUUCAAUAUUGAUGAUGUGUUUGACAAAGAGGUGUUUUCUGCUUGUGCUGCUACUUUUCCAACCAUAGGGAUGUCAUCACAGAUGUCUAACCCUUCUUAUCUUCAGUUCAAUUCACCACAGCAAAUUGUUCCGUGUGGUGGAUUAGAUAUGACGAUGAGCACUUCAGAUGUGGGGCUCAGAAGGACCAUAAGUGCUCCUGUAUCGAUGCCUGAAACGUUUCUUGACUCGUCCUGUUUCACUCAAAUUUUACCCUCCUCAACAUGGGAAGGUGAUUUCCAAAACCUUUACAAUGUGGCUUUUGAUCAAGCCCCAGCAACAUCCUUUCCUCAUCAGCUAUUCACUGGUCUAGUUGAAGCUAGCAAUCUAAAUAUGGACAUGUAGAGCAGAGCUCAUAUUACCAUUCGUUGGAUUAGCUCACCCCAGAUGCCUC